Miniopterus natalensis is the source of this 2040-nucleotide messenger RNA. NCBI's taxonomy places the organism in Eukaryota, Metazoa, Chordata, Mammalia, Chiroptera, Miniopteridae. The record is from RefSeq and is a predicted model, not a curated record.
AGUUAAUUCUGUUAGAUGUUGCCUAGCCCCCAAUAAACAUCUAAGAAUUUCAUUUUCACAUUUGAUAGCACUGUCUGACUAUAAUAUGAUUUCCCAUUGUAGAUUUAAUAGUUUGAUUUAGUAAAUGCAGUUAAGACAUGAGUUUUAAGCAUUUGAAGAUCAGCGUUGCGGGCAAUUUGCUAUCUCAGUGUUGCUGAUGAUAACUAAUUUCUGAGCACCAUUUUGAACCUACAAAAAAUGAUCAUGGCCUGGUAUUUGAGGGUUGUUAGAUCCUUUUAAUAAAUUAUUGUUUGUCUUAACAAAUUCAUUACCACUUCACCCAUCUUGUCUCUGACCAGCACAUCCUGUGGGAAACUAAAAUAAGGGAAAGACAGAGAUAACUGAAUUAUAAGGAGAUAAGAGUCUCAGGAAAGCCAAGGAUGCGAAUGCAGCUGAGCUUCAGGAAAGAUGGGGAGAAGUGGGGAAAACCGUCUGGAGUCCAGGUUAGUGGUUACUUGGAUGAUUGUACCUGUGAUGUUGAAACCAUUGAUAAAUUUAAUAACUACAGACUUUUUCCAAGACUACAAAAACUUCUUGCAAGCGACUACUUUAGAUAUUACAAGGUAAAUCUGAAGAAACCAUGUCCUUUUUGGGAUGACAUCGGCCAGUGUGGAAGGAGAGACUGUGCCGUCAAGCCUUGUCAAUCUGAUGAAGUUCCUGAUGGAAUUAAAUCUGCAAGCUAUAAGUAUUCUGAAGAAGCCAACAAUCUCAUUGAAGAAUGUGAACAAGCUGAGCGACUUGGAGCUGUGGAUGAAUCUCUGAGUGAGGAAACGCAGAAGGCCGUUCUUCAGUGGACCAAGCAUGAUGAUUCCUCAGACAACUUCUGUGAAGUUGAUGACAUACAGUCUCCUGAUGCUGAAUAUGUGGAUUUGCUCCUUAAUCCUGAGCGCUACACGGGUUACAAGGGACCAGAUGCUUGGAGGAUAUGGAAUGUCAUCUAUGAAGAAAACUGCUUUAAGCCACAGACAAUUAAAAGACCUUUAAAUCCUUUGGCUUCCAGUCCAGGGAAAAGUGAAGAGAACACUUUUUACAGCUGGCUAGAAGGCCUCUGUGUAGAAAAAAGAGCCUUCUACAGACUUAUAUCUGGCCUACACGCAAGCAUCAAUGUGCACCUGAGCGCACGGUAUCUUCUACAAGAUACCUGGUUAGAACAGAUAUGGGGACACAACGUCACAGAAUUUCAGCAGCGGUUUGAUGGAAUUUUGACUGAGGGAGAAGGUCCAAGAAGGCUUAAGAACUUGUAUUUUCUCUACUUAAUAGAAUUAAGGGCUUUAUCUAAAGUGGUACCAUUCUUUGAGCGCCCAGAUUUUCAACUCUUCACUGGGAAUAAAGUUCAGGAUGCAGAUAACAAAAUGUUACUUCUGGAAAUACUUCAUGAAAUCAAGUCAUUUCCUUUGCAUUUUGAUGAGAAUUCAUUUUUUGCUGGGAAUAAAAAGGAAGCAGACAAACUAAAGGAGGAAUUUCGACUUCAUUUUAGAAACAUUUCAAGAAUCAUGGACUGUGUUGGUUGUUUUAAAUGUAGACUGUGGGGAAAGCUUCAGACUCAGGGUUUGGGUACUGCUCUGAAGAUCUUGUUUUCUGAGAAACUGAUAGCGAAUAUGCCAGAAAGUGGGCCCAGUUACGAAUUCCAUCUAACCAGACAAGAAAUAGUAUCAUUAUUUAAUGCAUUCGGAAGAAUUUCUACAAGUGUGAAAGAAUUAGAAAACUUCAGGAACUUGUUACAAAAUGUUCAUUAAAGAAAAUGAGUUGAAAUGUGCCCGUUUCUGGACAAUGGAGGUCAAAGAGUGUGGAAUUUCAUUCAAAGGCAAAAUAACAAUGACAGUCUUAAGGCAAAUAUUUUAUAAAGCUGCUUUUGUAAAAGGAGAAUUAUAUUGUUUUAAGUAAACAUUUUUUUAAAAUUGUGUUAAGUCUAUGUAUAAUAUUGUGAGUAAAAGUAAUACUUUGCUAAUGUGGUACAAAUUUAAAAGUUUAAUAUUGAGUAAAAUCAGGAUUAUUAAAUUC